GAGGCUGGAGGAGCGCAGGGAAGGAAGUCAUCAGAGAGCUGUAGUCCAGUUUGUUGCUGUUGCAGGAAUCAGGAUAUCCUUCCAGCUCCUCGCAGAAAUUCCAGGGAUUUUUUUUUUCUUUUCUUGCUGCUUGUAUCCCCCUCCUCCUUCUCCUGAAAGUAAUCUCCCUGCUUGUCGCUCCGUCUCCGCCGGGCUCUGUUUGACUAUUUCUCCACGAGUACUUCCAAAAAAAAGUGUGUUUCGACCUCUGGAAAACGGGAUUUGACCACUGUGAUGAAUAUUUCUGCGUUUUUGGCACACAUUUCGUCUUCCUGUCGUUUCCUCGGGAUCGAAGAGGACAGAUUGGACAUAGUUUAUCCAUAUCGCGCCGGACUAACGGUGUAACCUAAUUUCAGGGACGACCUCGUUUUGAAAAAAGUUUAAGAAUCAAUUUUUUCCUCAUACACCGUCCGGAUUGGUCCCGGAGGCGCCGAUCCUGCGUGCCGAGUGAGGAGGGAGUGGGUUCCUAACUGACUCCUACUUUGGAUUUACGCACAGGAACCAUUCACCCGAGCGUUGUCAGUCGACACUAUGUGGCUCUGAUUUAUUCUCCGAGCUCAACUGUGGAUUUAACCGCUGUAUGAUUUCUGUUGACUGUGCUGUCUCAAAAAAACAAGGAAAAAAAAAAAUUUGCCGCAAAGCUGAGACUCGCACACCAUCAUGCAUCGCUUCUUGGAGAAAAUCUGCUGCAAAAUCGAGGGAAGUCGGGAGGCAGCAUGACUUGCGCUCUGGAUUUCUUUGAAUCUACAUUCCAUUCUCAUAUAAUAUCUUAAUGCUGUUCAAUUUUGGUUUACAAAUAUGAUGAAAUGGCAGCCCCGGAAGAAGGCAUACUUCCGACAGGGUGUUGCCCUUCAGUACCUUGGUCGCCAUGCCGACGCUCUGGCCGCCUUCGCCUCCGGGCUGGCCCAAGACCCCAAGAGCCUCCAGCUACUGGUGGGCAUGGUGGAAGCAGCCAUGAAGUCGCCGCUACGAGAUUCUCUCGAGCCCACCUAUCAGCAGCUGCAAAAGAUGAAGCUGGACAAAAGUCCGUUUGUGGUGGUGUCUGUGAUUGGCCAGGAGCUGCUGACAGCAAGCCACCACACCGCCUCUGUUGUGGUGCUGGAAGCCGCUUUGAAGAUCGGCACAUGCAGCCUCAAGCUACGCGGCUCCGUCUUCUCGGCCCUCAGCAGCGCCCACUGGUCCCUGGGCAACACAGAGAAGAGCACCAGCUACAUGCAGCAGGACUUAGAGGUGGCCAAGACCUUAGGUGACCAAACAGGGGAAUGCCGUGCUCAUGGAAAUCUGGGCUCGGCAUUCUUCUCCAAGGGGAAUUACCGUGAAGCGCUGACCAACCAUCGCAACCAGCUGGUUCUGGCCAUGAAGUUAAAGGACAGAGAGGCUGCAUCAAUGGCACUGAGCAGCUUGGGCCAUGUAUAUACAGCCAUAGGGGACUAUCCAAAUGCCCUGGCCAGCCACAAGCAGUGCGUCCUGCUGGCCAAGCAGUCCAAGGAUCAGUUGUCCGAGGCUCGUGAACUGGGAAACAUGGGGGCUGUCUACAUCGCCAUGGGAGACUUUGAAAAUGCUGUCCAAUGUCAUGAGCAGCACCUAGGCAUUGCUAAGGCCCUGGAAAAUAAACGAGAGGAAGCCCGGGCCUAUAGUAACCUGGGUAGUGCCUACCACUACCACCGCAACUUUGACAAGGCCAUGUCCUACCAUACUCAUGUUCUGGAGCUUGCCCAGGAGCUGGAAGAAAAGUCCAUUGAGAUGAGAGCCUACGCAGGACUGGGUCAUGCUGCUCGCUGUAUGCAGGACUUGGAGAGAGCCAAGCAGUACCACGAACAGCAGCUGUCUAUAGCUGAGGGGUUGAAGGACAGGGCUGCAGAGGGAAGGGCUUCUUCCAAUUUGGGCAUCAUCCACCAGAUGAAAGGGGACUAUGAGACUGCACUGAAACUCCACAAAACACACCUGGCCAUUGCUCAGGAGCUGAAUGACUAUGCUGCUCAGGGCCGGGCAUAUGGUAACAUGGGUAAUGCCUACAAUGCCCUGGGAGCCUUUGACCAAGCCGUUCGCUACCACCGCCAGGAGCUGCAGAUCUCCAUGGAGGUCAAUGACCGGGCCUCGCAGGCCUCCACCCAUGGUAACCUGGCUGUGGCUUACCAAGCUCUGGGCGCCCAUGACCGUGCUCUGCAGCAUUACCAGAACCACCUCAACAUAGCUCGUGAGCUCAGAGAUGUCCAGAGCGAAGCACGGGCUCUGGGCAACCUGGGCAACUUCCACUGCUCUCGAGGAGAGUUUCCUCAGGCUGUGCCCUACUAUGAGCAGUACCUCCGGCUGUCCCCUGACCUCCAGGACAUGGAGAGUGAAGGGAAAGUCUGUCACAAUCUGGGUUAUGCCCACUACUGCUUGGGGAACUACCAGGAUGCCGUCAAAUACUAUGAGCAGGACCUUGCUCUGGCCAAGGACCUUCAUGAUAAACUGAGUCAGGCCAAGGCAUACUGUAACCUUGGCUUGGCUUUCAAGGCUCUAGGAGACUUCACUAAGGCAGAAGAGUGUCAGAAAUACCUGUUGUCAUUGGCCCAGUCCCUGAACAAUGCACAGGCUCGCUUCAGAGCUCUCGGGAACCUGGGGGACAUAUUUGUCUGUAAAAAGGAUGUGGCUGGAGCCAUUCAGUUUUAUGAACAGCAACUGGCUUUAGCUCACCAGGUAAAGGAGCGUAGGAUGGAGGCCUGUGCAUAUGCCGCCCUCGGAGCCACCUACAGACUUGUGCAGAAAUAUGACAAAGCCCUGGGCUACCACACUCAGGAGCUAGAGGUGUACCAGGAGCUCGGUGAUGUGCCGGGAGAAUGCAAAGCCCACGGUCACCUGGCAGCUGUCUAUAUGGCCCUCGGGAAGUACGCCAUGGCCUUCAAAAGCUACGAAGAGCAGUUAGAGCUCGGUCGCAGGCUGAAGGAUCCCGUUGUGGAAGCUCAGGUGUACGGAAACAUGGGCAUCACUAAAAUGAAUGUAGGCGUGAUGGAGGAAGCUAUUGGCUACCUGGAGCAGCAACUGGCCACUUUACAACAGCUGAGUGGCAACGAAGCAGUAAUGGACCGAGGCAGGGCCUAUGGAAACCUGGGAGACUGUUAUGAGGCUCUGGGAGACUUUGAGGAAGCCAUCAAGUACUAUGACCAGUAUCUAUCAGUGGCCCAGAGCCUCAACCGCAUGCAGGACCAGGAGAAAGCUUAUAGAGGCUUAGGAAAUGGACACAGGGCCAUGGGAAACCUACAGCAGUCUCUGGUGUGCUUUGAGAAACGGCUAGUGGUGGCUCAUGAGCUAGGGGAGUGUGGAGGCAAGGCUCAGGCCUACGGUGAACUGGGUGCGCUCCACAGCCAACUGGGCAAUUACGAGCAGGCCAUCUCCUGUCUGGAGCGACAGCUGGCCAUUGCUCGUGACACCCAGGACAGACUACUGGAGGGCGAUGCCAGCUGCGGUUUGGGUGCUGUGUAUCAAGCUAUGGGAGAGUAUGAGACAGCCCUGCGAUGCCACCAAAGUGACCUGGAGAUUGCAGAGGAAGCCGGCAGCACCACGCGCCAGGCCCGUGCUUAUGGCAACUUGGGCCUUACUUACGAGUCGCUAGGAAACUAUGAGCGGGCGGUCGUGUUCCAGGAACAGCACCUAAGUGUCGCGGCUCAGACUAAUGACUUGGCUGCCAAGACACUGGCCUAUGGCAGCUUGGGGAGAACACACCACGCACUGCAAAACUACUCACAAGCUGUCAUGUACCUGCAGGAAGGUCUGCGGCUUGCAGAGCAGCUGGCUCGGCGUGAGGACGAGGCGAAGAUCCGCCAUCGUCUAGGACUCUCUCUGUGGGCCAGUGGGAAUCUGGAGGAGGCCCAACAUCAGCUCUACCGGGCAUCUGCACUGUUUGAAACCAUCCGCCAUGAAGCUCAACACAGCACCGACUAUAAACUUUCUCUGUUUGACCUACAAACCUCCUGCUACCAGGCUCUCCAAAGGGUCCUUGUCAGCCUAGGUCACCACGACGAGGCGCUGGCAGUAGCAGAGCGAGGUCGUACACGAGCCUUUGCUGAUCUGCUGGUGGAGAGGCAGACGGGCCAGCAGGAGUCAGACCCCUACACCCCAGUAACAGUGGAGCACAUCUUGGACACCGUCAACAGCCAGAGGGCCUUGGUGCUUUAUUUCUCCAUGGCUGCUGGUUACCUGUACAGUUGGCUGCUGGCUCCAGGAGCAGGCAUCCUGAAGUUUCACGAGGUGUACCUGGGCGAGGGUGUGACGGAAGGAGGGUCCGACUUCCAGGAGGGAGGCGUCAGCGGCGUGAUCUGUGGCUCCUCGUUGGAGCAGCACAUUGCCAGCGCCCGUGAGGCUCUGGGAGUAGAGUCUUAUUACAGCAGAGGGUGUUCGAGCAGUGAGACGGAGAGCGAGGCGGGAGAUUUGUUGGACCAACAAUUUGAGGAGCUCAACAACAAGCUUAACUCAGUCACUGAUCCAACAGGCUUCCUGCGCAUGGUGUCCAGAAACAAUCUGUUCAACAGGAGUUGCCAGAGUAUGACCAGCCUCUUCAGCAACACAAUGUCUCCUGCCAAAGAUGGUAACUCUUCCCUGCCUCGUCGCUCCAGCAACCUUGGAAAACCUCCACUCCGGGCACUUUAUGAUUUGCUCAUCGCACCUAUGGAGGGAGGCCUGAUGCACUCCAGCGGGCCUGUUGGCAGACACAGACAGCUGGUGAUGGUGCUGGAGGGAGAGCUGUACCUCAUCCCCUUUGCCCUGCUCAAAGGAAGCUCUUCUAAUGAAUACCUGUAUGAGCGCUUCAGCCUCAUCGCUGUGCCCUCCAUCCAUGGCCUUGGAUCCAGUAUAAAGGCUCACUCUCGUCGUCCUGGACCAGCUCCGUGUGGUGGCGUCUCAAUGGCAGCAGUGGUGGGGAACCCUCGACUGCCCUCUCCAGUAAUGGACCGCUGGCUGUGGGGGCCCAUGCCUUCAGCAGAGGAGGAGGCUCUAAUGGUUGCUGAGCUGCUGGGUUGCCAACCGCUGGCCGGCUGUUCUGCCACCAAGGAGAGGGUGAUGAGUGCUCUCACGCAAGCCGAGUGCGCCCACUUUGCCACCCACAUUUCCUGGAAAUUGGCAGCUCUGGUGCUCACCCCAAACCCAGAGGGUGUACCUGGGGGGGCGAGUGGCAGCGUGGGAGUGGGAACAGUGGGCAGAGGUGCGGGCGGGAGGAGAGGCAGCAGUGGCCGAGGCAGGAAGGGCUCCAUUGGAAGCGGCUACACCAUCCCAGAGUCUCUUCACAUGCAGGAUGACAGCAGUGACGUGGAGAGCAUCUGUGACAGUCCACCACUUCAGGAGUUCCUGCUUACAGCUGCAGAUAUAUUGGACCUGCGAUUGCCUGUCAAGCUGGUGGUUCUGGGGUCGUACCAGGAGUCCAGCAGCAAGGUCACAGCAGAUGGUGUCGUGGGAUUGACCAGAGCCUUCCUGGCUGCUGGGGCUCAGUGUGUUCUCGUGUCCUUGUGGCCCGUCCCUGUUGCUGCCUCCAAGGUUUUCGUCCAUGCCUUCUACUCUGCCCUGCUGAAUGGGACCAAGGCCAGUGCAGCACUGGCAGAUGCCAUGAAGACUGUCCAGAGCAGCAAGCAGUACUCACACCCCUCCAACUGGGCGGGAUACAUGCUGAUUGGCAAUGAUGUGAAGCUUAACAGCCCGUCUUCCCUGAUCGGUCAAGCUUUGGCUGAGAUUCUGCAGUAUCCAGAUCGAGCUCGUGAUGCUCUGAGAGUUUUACUCCACCUGGUGGAGAAGUCUCUUCAGAGGAUACAGAAUGGCCAACGCAACUCCAUGUAUACAUCCCAGCAGAGUGUGGAGAACAAAGUGGGGGGUGUCCCAGGUUGGCAGGCCCUGCUAACAGCUGUGGGCUUCCGUCUUGACUCUGCAGGCACCGGUAUCCCUGCGGCUGUCUUCUUUCCCACCGCUGACCCAGGAGACAGACUCCAACAGUGCAGCACUACUUUACAGUCACUACUGGGUCUGCCACCACCAGCUCUCCAGGCUUUGUGCAAACUCAUCACAGCUUCAGAGGCAGGAGAGCAGCUCAUCAACCGGCUCCACCAGGUGCUAGUCCAACUCCAGACAGGAGAGAAAGAACAGGAUUUCUCCCUCCUGCCAAUUCAGGUGUCCAUUAGUGUGCAGCUAUGGAGACUGCCAGGAUGCCAUGAGUUUCUGGCUGCUCUUGGAUUUGACUUAUGUGAGGUAGGCCAAGAAGAAGUGGUGCUGAAGACAGGCAAGCUAGCCAACCGCCGCACCUUGCACUUUGCUCUCCAGUCUCUGCUGGCGCUAUUUGACUCCACAGAACUGCCCAAGCGCCUGAGCCUGGACAGCUCAUCUUCCCUCGAGUCUCUAGCUUCAGCCCAGUCUGUGUCUAACCCCCUGCCCAUGGGAUACUCGAGCCUUCCCUUCUCUCCACCUUGCCUGGACAAUCAAGCUUCAGAUGCCAUCUCUGUCUAUAGCCUCAGCUCUGUAGCCUCAUCCAUGAGCUUUGCUUCCAAGUCAGAAUGUGAUUUCCUUGGGCAUCGGCAACGCAUUGGGGCCACGGCACACUACUCUGUCCACAAACACUCUCAUGUUCCUCGUAGUCGCUCCUCUCCUCACGGGGCGGCUGCUGCAGUGACGAGAUCCCGGGAGGACGAGGAGGAAUAUGAGGGCUUUUCCAUUAUUAGCAGCGAGCCACUGGGAAGUCACUGUGACUCUCUGCCUUUGCCACCAGGCCACGGCCAACGCCACCACCGUGGGGGUAGGGGGGUUGUUGGUGGAUCCAGCGCAGGAGCAGGCAGAGGCUACACCGUUUCAGUAUCAUCAAGGGGCAGUGUCAGCACCCCUACGUCCCCUGUCAAAACAUGCCUGGUGCCCAGCCCAAACUCACCAUUCCAGAAGGUGGGUAAAGUGAGCAGCUCAGAUACAGGAGAAUCUGAUCAGUCCAGUACCGAGACAGACAGUACUGUCAAGUCUCAGGAAGAAAAAGCUGUCUCUCUGGAUCCUCAGGAGCUGGCCCAGAAGAUUCUGGAGGAGACUCACAGCCAUUUAUGCGCUGUGGGUAGUCUUCAGCGGGCCGGUGCAGAGGGUGGGACAGCUGGAGCAACCUCAGCUAGGAGUAGCACAUUCCGCUCUUCUGAAACUAGUGCAUUCAGCCGUCCUAACAGCAGUGCUAGUGGCCGAGCUCAGUCUUCCCCGAGACCGAAACCUCCCUCACGUUCCUCUUCGCUGCAGAAGAUUAGCUCAGGCUACAAUAGUCCUGCAGUCUCUGAGUCUUCCCAAAAGGAGGGCAGCCACCCCUCACCUACUCUCGACAGCCAUGCACAGUUUAAACUAAAAUACCCAAGCUCCCCAUACAGUGGCCACAUCUCUCGUUCCCCGAGUAAUGUGUCCCCCAGUUCUGGUCACCAGUCACCGGCUGGAAGUGCUCCGUCUCCUGCUCUGUCCUACUCCUCCACAGGCUCUGCCUGCUCUACGUCGACUGAUGUGCCAGACUUGGACCGACUAAGAAGAGGGGUCAUUGAUGAAAAAGUCCAGGCUAUCCACAAUCUGAAGACCUUCUGGGCUAAUGCGGCAGCCCAGCAGCAGCAACAUCUAGGUCCCGUCAAAGCUGUCCAUGGCAAUCCUGGACCUCUUGCGUCUGCCAGUAGAGAUGUACUGAGCCUUCUGAACCUCUCCCCACGCCACUGCUCCCCUAACGAUACCCAAGACAGCCUGGAGCUGCGGGAGCUGGGGCUGCAGUCACUAGAUAGGGGUAGCAAGAACUCUUCCAAUGGACACCACUGCUCCAACCCCAGAAAAGUGGCCCCAUCACCUACUAUUUCCACAAGCAGUAGCCCUGGUGCUCGUUCUAUCCGACUACCUGCUGGCAAUGGAUACAAGUUCCUGUCGCCUGGAAGAUUUUUCCCUUCUUCUAAAUGCUGAGACAUGUAAAACGGUUCUAUACUUUUAUCUAUCAUUUACUAUCCUGUGUGCUGGAGGAGAAGGGCACUUUUUGAGGAUCAUUAUUGGUCCACCAAACUUGACUGACGAAUUGAGAAGGAUUUCUUGGGUUAGUGAGUGUGAUCCUGCAGAGGCACAUGAAUGCUUUAGAGAGUGUCUUGUCUUUGUGCCCAUAACACUGUAAAUGGCAAUGAGAAAUACUCAACGACCUGAUACUGUGUUUGUGUGUAACUGUGUGUCAGGUAGAUGUAAAUGCCAUUUGGUAUUUUCUUUUCCCCCAAAACUUUGCUGUUUGUGUGGGCCAAGAUGCAACAGCUAUGACUGAUUUCCUUCAUUUUAUUUUUGUUUUUAAAUUUAAUGGUUAUUGUUAUUAUUGUUUGUUAUUGUUAUUAAUAUUAUAAUAAUUAUUAUUAUGUUUUGUAAAUUAAUUCCAGUGUUUCACAAUCAGUAUUAAGCGUUUUUAUAUAAUUAAAAAGUGAACAAACCUGUACCAUGUAAAGAUGGAUAGAGUGGAAAAAAAGAUUUAAUAUUUUUUAUUGAAAUCAAAAGGGCAUUUUGCCUGAUUUCUUUGUGAAUUGAGUGUCUGCUCUGAAGCAUGGAUUCUCUUGCUAUUCAAUGUUAAGUACCAUGUAUGACUUUUUAGCCCAUGAUUUUUUGAGAUUAAACAUGAAAGUUUCAUGACAACCAUCUGUCAUUUAUCAGUAAACUGUUUCAAUAAAAACAUCAUGUUUGCUUUCUUGUA
Stegastes partitus (bicolor damselfish) is the source of this 8713-nucleotide messenger RNA. Its product is annotated as tetratricopeptide repeat protein 28. The coding region runs from base 838 to 7953 and encodes 2371 amino acids. The record is from RefSeq and is a predicted model, not a curated record. Gene Ontology annotation, molecular function: protein binding. The transcript is spliced from 23 exons. Lineage: Eukaryota; Metazoa; Chordata; Actinopteri; Pomacentridae.